AUGCGCAGUUCAAAGCUGCUGGCUGCGUUCAGCUCUCGCGCUGAAAUCAGGCCCGUUCGUUCAGUCGCUGCUGGGUCAUACUGCGCAGUUAAUCCAACAAGUCGCGCUCUCUCCGAUAUCCGAAAUGCGCAGCAAUUAAGAUUCUUUACGUUCAAACCAGCUCCAGGCGCAUCGCCUCUACGGUCUGCCUCUACAGUUCAUAUAACGCCAACGUGCCGGCAACAUACAGGCCCUACGGUCAUAUCGCAGAUACGUUGCUUGUCCGUUUCACAAAGAGGAAAUAACGCACAGCCGCCGACCACACAACCUGAAAAGCAAGAAAUCCGUAACGUCAGCAGCCAGAUAAACGGUGCAGGAGAUGAGGUACAAGGCUUCCAGCUUUCCGAGAGGGCUGCCCAAGCCGCGAAAAUUGAUUUGACUGCAAAGCUGGGGCGUGAGGCAAAAGAACAAGGGAAGAAGCCCGGCUUCAACGAGAUAUGGCGGCUCCUCAAAAUCGCCCGUCCUGAAGCAAAAUCUCUUGGGUUUGCCUUUUUCUUUCUUCUAAUAUCUUCUGGUAUUACCAUGUCAAUUCCAUUCUCCAUCGGAAAGUUGAUGGACUUGGCGACGAAAGGAGAAAAUGCCGAAGGGCUUUUUGGAAUGAGCACGACCAUGUUCUACGGUGCACUUGCUGGGAUACUGUGUAUUGGAGCUGCUGCCAAUUAUGGCAGAAUUAUCAUUCUCCGCAUUGUCGGCGAGCGCGUUGUGGCGAGACAGCGUUCAAAGCUGUUCCGACGGACUUUUGUGCAAGAUGCCGAGUUUUUCGAUGCUAACCGCGUUGGAGAUCUGAUCUCCAGACUGAGCUCCGAUACUCUCAUCGUCGGUAAAUCCAUUACACAAAACCUUUCGGAUGGUCUCAGGGCUGUGGUGAGCUGCGCUGCCGGGUUUAGUGCCAUGGCCUAUGUCAGUCUGAAGCUAUCAAGCGUCUUGGCUAUUCUUCUUCCUCCUAUCGGUAUUGGAGCUUUCUUCUACGGCCGUGCAAUUCGUAACCUAAGUCGUACAAUCCAGAAAAACUUGGGUACCCUCACCAAAAUUGCGGAGGAGCGUCUCGGAAAUGUGAAAACGAGCCAGGCUUUUGCUGCUGAGGUAUCGGAAGUCAGUAGAUACAACAAUCAGGUCAAAAAUAUAUUCGAACUAGGCAAGAAAGAAUCACUCAUCUCUGCUACAUUCUUUAGCACGACUGGUCUCAUGGGUAACAUGACUAUCCUUGUACUCUUAUAUGUCGGUGGCGGUUUAGUUUCAUCUGGCGGGAUAACUCUUGGAGAGCUUACUUCUUUUCUCAUGUACACAGCCUUCGCAGGAUCAAGUCUUUUUGGACUUUCUAACUUCUACUCCGAGAUCAUGAAGGGCGUGGGUGCCGCUAGCAGAUUAUUUGAGCUCCAAGACCGAGAACCUAAGAUCUCACCUACACACGGUGAAAGAGUCGAAACUGCUCGAGGACCAAUUCGCUUUGAGAACGUUACCUUCAGCUAUCCGACCAGACCAGCGCUGAAAAUCUUCAAAGAUCUUGAUUUUGAAAUUCCGCAGGGUACUAACGUGGCAAUUGUUGGUCCUUCUGGUGGAGGUAAAUCCACAAUUGCAUCGCUUUUACUCCGCUUCUACAAUCCCGUUGAAGGUCGCAUCCUUAUCAACGGCAAGGACAUCACCAAAAUGAAUGCCAAAUCUCUCCGUCGAAAGAUUGGAUUGGUGUCUCAAGAGCCUGUUCUCUUUUCAGGUACUAUAGCAGAGAAUAUCGCAUACGGCGUACCGGGAGCUACAAAAGCCGAGAUAGUAGCUGCUGCAAGACAGGCGAACUGCCAAUUCAUCAGUGACUUCCCGGCAGGCCUUGACACCAAUGUUGGACCGCGCGGCGCGCAACUAUCCGGUGGGCAAAAGCAGCGAAUCGCCAUUGCCAGAGCCCUCAUCAAAAACCCUGAUAUACUUAUUCUUGACGAAGCAACAUCGGCUCUUGAUGCCGAGUCCGAGACUCUAGUCAACAGCGCUCUUGCUUCGCUUCUGCGGGGAAAUAACACAACUAUCAGUAUUGCCCACCGACUCUCGACUAUCAAGCGCUCGGACACGAUAAUUGUACUGGGUAAUGAUGGCAGGGUGGCUGAAAUCGGUUCUUACCAGGAGCUCAGCUCUCGGCCAGACGGAGCUUUCACUAAGCUUAUGGAAUGGCAGAUGACUGGCGGAGACGUUGCGCCUCCACCAAAUAAUCCCAAGAACCUUUCUUUUGAAGAGCAGUUGCAGGAACUCGAACGUGAGCAGCGCGAAGAUGAAAGUGAGGUCGAAGGUGAAGUUGAUGGAAAGCCUUCAGAGCAAGGAGUUGGCCGCGGAGUUUGA
This is a messenger RNA of Talaromyces atroroseus, 2361 nucleotides long. Its product is annotated as ATP-dependent permease MDL1, mitochondrial. The transcript has 2 exons. The record is from RefSeq and is a predicted model, not a curated record. Gene Ontology annotation, molecular function: ATP binding; ABC-type oligopeptide transporter activity; ATP hydrolysis activity. Gene Ontology annotation, cellular component: membrane. The coding region runs from base 1 to 2361 and encodes 786 amino acids. Lineage: Eukaryota; Fungi; Ascomycota; Eurotiomycetes; Eurotiales; Trichocomaceae. Gene Ontology annotation, biological process: transmembrane transport.